Messenger RNA from Cooperia oncophora, 318 nucleotides. The record is from the annotation of a GenBank genome assembly. NCBI's taxonomy places the organism in Eukaryota, Metazoa, Nematoda, Chromadorea, Rhabditida, Trichostrongylidae.
AUGAUUGACAACGAAACUGUCUACCUGUGCCUCAGUCACGACAAGAUUAUUCAGCAUCAGGCAACUCCAAUUGAUGCGACUCAUCACCAAAUCAGCGACGGUGCUGCAUGGACCAUCAUUUCUACAGACAAGGCUGAGUACCGUUUCUUCGAGGCAAUGGGUCCUGUAUCACAACCGAUUACGCCGGUGCCAGUUGUGAAUGGUUUGGAUAUCACGGGCAGCGAUUCAAUGGCUCGCAUAGAGCUAACUGGCUAUAAUAUGAAACCAAAUUUGAAAAUCUGGUUUGGUACCACUCCAGUGGAAACCAUUUACAGGUGA